Coprinopsis cinerea okayama7#130 is the source of this 2739-nucleotide messenger RNA. RefSeq lists its product as hypothetical. The transcript has 5 exons. Bases 1 to 2739 code for a protein of 912 amino acids. The record is from RefSeq and is a predicted model, not a curated record. NCBI's taxonomy places the organism in Eukaryota, Fungi, Basidiomycota, Agaricomycetes, Agaricales, Psathyrellaceae.
AUGCCCGCAAAAAAAUCAGAGUAUAAUUGGGCCCCCACACCUCUGGUCCAGACUCCGUUCUUGGCAAGCAAGGUUGGCGCGUUUAUUCGUGCUAAAGCCGAGAAGGAAAGGUUACGGAAAAGAAAACCUGUCACCGAUUUUUUCAAGGGGGUCUACACUGAGCUCGACGUUCGCUGGCCCACCUACGAGUCGGAGGAGGAAGCUGAGGCUGCCGAACGGACGCGGCUUCUUGCAGAAAAGGCUGACGCCGCCACCCAAGAGGAAGCCUCAACGGGGGUAGACGGAGAUAGCGUUCCAGCAGGGAGCAGUAGCCGAGAGAAGAAGGAUAAAGAAGAUGUCGACGACGAGGAGCCCGAAGCGCGUGAGGCUCCUCCUGCUGAUUGGGACGUGAGGGUAUGGCAGGAGGCUCGUCACAAGAAAGUUUACCAUUGGUUCUACAACAAAGAGGCGAAGUUGAAGAAGGACAACGGGAGGAUCGAGGUGGUGGUGGCCUCGGUGCAAAGGAAGGCUCUGUGUGAUUGGCAGGUCUUCUCGAAGGAUUUCUACACCGAAAUGGUCAAACCGCAAGUCGAUGAGGAGGUGGCUCGGCUGGUGAAGGCGCGGGAGCCCGUUCCCCUGGUGUCUUUGCGCCAGGGUAUGACGAUCAAGGCCUGGGAGGCCGCGGAUGAGGAGACGAAGGAAAAGGUGUACGCGAGGAUGGAAGCGUUAGCUGAGGGAAGGAAAAGAGCAGACGCGGCGAUUGGAGACGCGAUGACACCUCUCGAGGAGGGAGCUCAACGUACACCAGAGGAAUACCAUCAGUUCCUUGAGAUUCUGCCAGACCUUUUGGACGGAUUCUUCAACGUGGUCGCCGCGAAGAGUGGAUGGUCAUUCACCCUGCUGGCAGGAGGACCAGAUCCAUCGAAGGAGGGUGGUGGAAUCCGCACCAUGUCGUACCACCACGGGGUGACCUCCCAGGACCAAACGUUCCGCCAGUUCCUACCGCCUGGUCAUUUCGCCGAGAUGUUCAUGAAGCCUUUUUCGGGAUUCCUACACAUGCUGUAUCCCAAAGAAGUUCGCCAAGCCCGUGAACUGGCUGCACACGGAUCGAGCGCGACGGAUCUUCUUUACGCGUUGAAUCCGGGUUUGGUCGACGAGGAUUUGUCUGAGGAUCAGAUCGAGGGCAAUAUGGUGGCUUCCGGUGGCCGUGGUGGUGCGGCUUGUACAGGGGCACCAGCAAAAGCUGUCGGGGAAGGUGGUGACGACCCCUCUCUGGAUUCGACACCGGGCAUUACCACGGGAGGUUUAAGCGGGGGUAACGAUGGAAGAGUCGCGGUGGAGCCCUCGAAGGAAGACCGGGAGAAGACGAGGAAGACGGGGGGUGCUAAGCGUGCCGCUGCGCGGGGGAAGGGGAAGGCAGCCGUUGUGGGGAAUACGCAGCAAGUGGUGGAUGAGGGUGGUUCCAAAGAUGUGUCGUCCUCGAGUGCCUCGGGGGAGAUAGGGAGUGGCGCGCGGCAGAUGAAUGAAGUAACCGGAGGAGUUGGUUCUUCAUCCGCACCUUCGAUGGGUGCUGGUGGUUAUCCGGGAAUGCCUGGCUGCGAAGAUGCGCCCAAUUGGUUUGGAGAUUUUGCUGGGAACCUCUCGCCAGAUGGUGCUGUGGAUGAUGGUGACCCUUUGGGUGUUGGCCGGCUUCUGCCUCCUGCGGACAUGGUCUUCGGGGACUCUGCUCCAUACCCUGCGGCGAUUACAUACCCGCACCCUGGAGCACCUUACGACCCUUCUUCUUCCCUUCCUCCACAAGGGUCAUUGUCCGCCCUUCUCUACGACUUCGGGGCUAUCGACUUGCAGAGCUCCACUGGGGCACAUUGCGCAUUGGAGGCCGGGCGGUCGGCGGUUGGAUCGCCUGGUGUAGCGGCAGUUGCGGGAGCAGCUUCGGGAUCGGUGGAUGGGGCUGUGCUUGAUGGGACGUCGUCGGGAUCGGUGGAUGGGGCUGUGCUUGCUGGGACGUCGUCGGGAUCGGUGGAUGGGGCUGUGCUUGCUGGGACGUCUUCGGCCGAAGCGGAUUUGCUUGACGUUACAGGCUCGUCCUCGUGGCAAAACAAUGCUGGCGAUCGAGUUGCCGGCGUGGGGGUCGGAUCUGCGUCGACAUUGCCAGUGUCGGCCACCUUGGCCACAGGGGCUGCUGCGAACGUUGAGAAGCGUCCUUGGGACGGAGAUGAAUCCACUCACGAAGGUUCUGGGCGGGAGAAGCGAGUUCGCCGGUUGAACUCAAGGCAAGAGACUCCCCCUUGGGUGACGAGCGGUCAAGCUUAUCUCACAAUGGAGGAUCUUGGGGUUGACUGGCAGGGGCUGGUUCAGGUCUGGGUCACCUUCGAAACGCGAAACGCUAUACUGGACACGGGGUCCGUGCGCCUCCCAAAACCGUCGGCUCGGCCCAAGAAGCUUUCCCAAUGGUUGACCAAGAAGAAAUUCCAGGACGUCCUGGCGAAGGAGGAGGUCGCGGGUUUCGCCAAGCAAUGGCUGGUGUGGUGGAACGCCAUUCAGCCCGCUUGGAGGAAGAACGAGGAGGAGUGGGGGCUGCCCCAUCCGAUUGGCGCGGGGGGGAGGGAUUUGUCAUCGCUGAAGAAGCCGGGUUUUUGUGGUUUGUUUUCCGUACUGGUGGGACUACGAUGGUGGUCGGGGGUGGUGGAUACACCUGUCCCAUGGAAGGACGCUGUGGCGGACGUCAGGCAGUGCCUGGAGGCGCUGGGUGGGCGGUGA